AUGCCUCGCGCUAUCCACGGCAUUUUGGUGAAAUGCGAUCCUUCCAUCAAGGCGAUUCUCGUCAAGAUCAACGCCGAGAACAAACACGACUUCAUCAUCGAGGAGAUCGACGAUGAGCAUGUCUUGGUGAAGAGUGCAAAACACGAUGUGCUAAAGAGUUUGCUCAAAGAUUAUCUGAAAGACGCUGUCCGAGAGCCAGAAGAAAGCUCCGAAGAGGACUAA
This is a messenger RNA of Pseudocercospora fijiensis CIRAD86, 222 nucleotides long. RefSeq lists its product as uncharacterized. Gene Ontology annotation, biological process: nucleotide-excision repair, preincision complex assembly; nucleotide-excision repair; transcription by RNA polymerase II. The record is from RefSeq and is a predicted model, not a curated record. Gene Ontology annotation, cellular component: transcription factor TFIIH core complex; transcription factor TFIIH holo complex. NCBI's taxonomy places the organism in Eukaryota, Fungi, Ascomycota, Dothideomycetes, Mycosphaerellales, Mycosphaerellaceae. Bases 1 to 222 code for a protein of 73 amino acids. The transcript is spliced from 3 exons.